AUGAAUAUUACCAUUUGCCAGCCUGAGGAUGUGUGGCAUCUCCGCAAGCUGACCGCGGCCAUCCUGUGUGUGUGCUUUGUCAUUGGCUUAGUGGGCAACGGACUUGUGCUCUGGAUGACUGUCUUCAGAAUGACUCGCACCGUCACCACCAUCUGGUUCUUCAACCUGGCCCUCUCCGACUUCAUUGUUUUACUGUCUCUGCCCAUUGCAAUACAUACAUUGACCAUUGGUGAGUGGCCCUUCAACCAAUGGGUUUGCAAACUCUAUCAGGGCUUCCGGAGCCUCAUUUUCUUCACCAGCAUCAACCUCCUGGUCCUCAUCUCUGUGGACCGUUGCAUCUCUGUCCUCUACCCCAUCUGGGCCCGAAACCACCGCACUGUGCAACGAGCAAACUGGCUGGCUGUUGGCGUGUGGUUGCUGUCUGCCUUCACUUGCUAUCCAUACCUGAAAUUCCGGAGCAUUGGUACUCUGAAAAACUGCAGCUAUUGCUAUGUCAACUUCAAUACAACGCAUGGGGAAAUUCCGAUUUUAGAUCAAGUGGUUGUGGGAAGGCACAUGGCUAUGACCAUCGCUCACCUCCUGUUGGGCUUCCUGGUGCCCCUGGUGGUCAUCGGCACCUGUGCCCACCUUAUCUGGACCAAUAUCCGGUGGGAGGGCAGGGUCCACACCAGCUGGACAAAGAGGUUGCUGCUGGUGUUGGUGAGUGUCUUUUUCACCUGUUGGUUCCCAUUUAAUGUGGCACUCUGGGUCCAGUUGUGGCGUUUUGUGCAGUAUAGAAACCCUAUUGACCCCAAGAUGUUGAUCUUCCUUUGGGCUACCUCCUCAUUGGGCUGUCUGAACAGCUGCCUCAACCCCUUCCUCUAUGUUUUCAUAGGCAGAGAUUUCAAACAAAAGUUUUUGCAGUCAAUCCCUUCUUCCCUGGCCAGAGCAUUUGCUGAGGAUGGGGUUCUCAGUCUAACUGUCCCCAAGGUAAAGCCCCAAGGGAAUAAUGGGGACCUUCAGGUGCAAGCUGGAAGCCCUUCUGCUGUGUCUCAAGGAAUUUCACUGGGCUGA
This is a messenger RNA of Chrysochloris asiatica (Cape golden mole), 1053 nucleotides long. RefSeq names its product probable G-protein coupled receptor 32-like. Gene Ontology annotation, biological process: positive regulation of cytosolic calcium ion concentration; phospholipase C-activating G protein-coupled receptor signaling pathway; complement receptor mediated signaling pathway. Gene Ontology annotation, molecular function: complement receptor activity; N-formyl peptide receptor activity. Gene Ontology annotation, cellular component: plasma membrane. Lineage: Eukaryota; Metazoa; Chordata; Mammalia; Afrosoricida; Chrysochloridae. Bases 1 to 1053 code for a protein of 350 amino acids. The transcript has a single exon. The record is from RefSeq and is a predicted model, not a curated record.